Messenger RNA from Fusarium verticillioides 7600, 534 nucleotides. RefSeq names its product cyanamide hydratase. Bases 1 to 534 code for a protein of 177 amino acids. The transcript is spliced from 2 exons. The record is from RefSeq and is a predicted model, not a curated record. Lineage: Eukaryota; Fungi; Ascomycota; Sordariomycetes; Hypocreales; Nectriaceae.
AUGAGAGUUUACUACUGGUCUACUGUCAUUCUCCGACAGCAGUUCCCAAAGCAUGCUGAUGCUCUCUCUCCCUCAACCCUGGCACUGACUUGCCUCCUCCAUGAUAUCGGCACCACCGACGACAACAUGUCUUCAACCCGCCUCUCUUUCGAGUUUCAAUGUGGUUUCCAAGCUCUCAAUCUCCUUCAAGAAACCGGCUCUACCAAAGACCAGGCCGAAGCGGUUUGCGAGACUAUAAUCCGUCAUCAGGACCUCGGCACUGAGGGAAAUAUCACUUUUCUCGGGCAACUCAUCCAACUCGCUACGAUCUAUGAUAACGUGGGUGACCAUCCAAAUGUCAAGGACUUCGGAAAGAUAAUUCAUGAGAAGACGCGCGCGGAAGUCAAUAAUGCCUUCCCACGUGAGGGAUGGCUGGGGUGCUUUGCGGCUACUAUUCGAAAGGAGGAGAGCUUGAAGCCUUGGUGCCAUACUACUCACAUUCCUCAGUUUGCGGAGCAGGUGGAGGGUAAUCAGCUGCAGAAGCCAUAUGAGUGA